Molecule: messenger RNA, 1605 nt
Organism: Bursaphelenchus okinawaensis
Lineage: Eukaryota; Metazoa; Nematoda; Chromadorea; Rhabditida; Aphelenchoididae
Source: the annotation of a GenBank genome assembly
AUGGACACAGUAAAACGUCGUCUAUGUUGUUGUUUGUACAAAGAUCGUCAAGCCAAGUACUCUAAUGCGGAUGCUGUGCAGUACGAUGUGAAUGGGAAUAACACAGUAGUGAUUACUCAACCGAUAAAGACGAAUGGGUUCGACUUUCAUGAUGUUGGUGAAACACCACGUACUGGAAAUGCAAAUUCUGGAUUUGAGGACGAUGGACAGGAGUUUGACGAGAUUAAUCUUGAUGACAAACAUGGGAUACCUAAUGGUACUAGAAAUGGUAUAACUAGUGGUACUGGUGCUAAAAAUGAACGGUACGACUUUGUGUUACACAGAACAAACGAUGGGUUAGGAGAUGGAGAAGAUAAGGAUGGUAAACCACGGCACGACAGUAAAAAACUACAAAAGAGUAAUACCAAACAAGAUGUAGAUAGUAAAAACGGCAAGAUUGUAUCAAAGAAUAGUAAAAACAGCUCAAAGAACGGCCGGAAGAACGAUGAGAAUAAUGAGGUUACUCAAGUCACAAGCCUGAUGUUAGAUGACAUUUAUGGAGCACGGAAUGACAAGGAUGACGUACAGAGUGAAGAGUAUACUGAGCCUGAGAAUAAUGUAGUUACAUCGGCCAGUGAAGAAGAUAUCAAGUUUUCACAAACGGCCGGUGUUCAUCGGUUUCAAAUUGACGAUGAUGCUGACAACAGUACGGUAAAAAGUACCAGUGCUACUUCAAAGCCGGUACUAAAAGUUAGGUCGAACGAAGAAACUGUGAUAAAGGUAACACCAAGUCAUGAAGAUACUGUAGCUCAGCAAAAAACCGAGUAUAAUGAGCGUGCUAACUCGAAUACCAAUAGCACGGUACUGAAAAACUCACCUCACAGUAGCUACACUAAGUACCACGAUCAUCCUGACAAUGAAACACAAAAAGACGAGUACGUACCAGCCGAAACCGUAUUGAAACGUGCUGCAUACUUGAACAAACUACCUAGCUUAGAUGAUGAUCCGAUUAUCGUGACGGCUACAGAUGUCCGUAGCCAAAAAUCUGGCACGUCUAAUAUUAGUCCAGAAUCUGCUUCACGGUCAAAGAUCAUCACAAGUUGGAGCGAUGAAAUAUCAUCAGAGGACGAGAACGAUGAAAAAAGAUACGAUAGCUUAACGACAAAGUAUAACGGAGUUAGUACUAGUCAUACGGUAGAGGUUAGAGACACUGUGAGCUACAGUAGCAAGCCUACAUACCAAGAUAAAACUGUUUUAAAGGCUUCACCUAAUGGUAAUCAUUCUACAGUAACGACACAGGCCACCAAAUCAACCGUAAAGUAUACUGUAGAGCCUCCAGAAUCCUUAAACAUCAAAAAUGUCAACAAAGAUGACGUUAAUUAUGACGAAGACAAUUACAUUAUAACAGACCACGAAGCCGUUAUCAAUUCAUCAGUCAACACUCCCACCGAACCAAAACUUUCUUUACACGCUAUAAGAGAGGAGAGUAAAGACAGUAGUGAUAAAGAUACGACAACACCAUCAACGUCAGAUAGAAGUCGACCGAAUGUGUCAAUGUACGGUGAAUUGAACGAAGAGAGUAGUGAUGAAGUAUCGACCGGUCGAAGUGGACAUAACAGAUUCUAA